UUUAAAUAGCAUAUCAUUUAAAUAGCGACAAUUAAUGCUCGUGAUUCGUCCUAUUUAAAUUUAUUUCAGUUAUAUUCCGUUUCAAUUGGUAUACAUAUAUAUAUAUACAUAUAUAUAUGUAUAUAUACAUGUAUAUGUAUAUAUACAUGUAUAUGUAUUAUGUGUGUAUUACCAAUGUAUCGUUCAAAACUAGUAUAUAAUCGUAUAUAUAAGCAUGAUUACUACAUGAUCAUGUUUUAUUGGAUUCUUUCAACCCCUCCUUAUUCUCGUUUAUUUAUUAGUUUCAUUUAUAUUACUUCUCUUCAUUCAACUUGAUGGUUAAUUCUUGUUCCCCCCACUUCUCAAAGAGAAUCUUUAAGAAUUACGAUUAAAUUUAUUUUAAUAUACUUGUUUUCUUUUUUAUUAUAGAAUUAUGAAAUUAUUUAUUGAUACGAUAAAUUACUCGUAUCAAUAUUGUCAUGAUUAACAGUUGAUUUUAUCACUGCUACUUAUAUAAUAAUAUAUACCAUAGCCUAUCAUCAUCAUCACCAUCACGAUUACCAUUAUCAUCAUUAUUAUCAUCAUCACCAUCACUACCAUCUGUACCACCACCACAACUACUAUUACCACCACCAUCACUACUACUGCUACUGCCACCAUUACAAUCAUCUUGACGACGACACAACGAUGUUUGGUAUCUCUUUUUAACUGUACUUCAGACCACGCGCACCCUUCGUAAGUAUAAGAACGUCUCGUUUUUAUCUACCGGUUGAUCGCUACCUGUGAUAUGAAUACGCGAAUUUAAAUAAAUUCAUCGAAUUUCCGGGUAUAAGCGGUUGAAUCGAAAUGAAUGUUCAUGAAUGUUGAUGACAGUGAAAAUACGUCCUUUUGUUUCAAAUUUAUGUGAACGAAAAUAAUCUAAAAGAAAACAGUAUGCAUAUUUAGAAUAAUAAUAAAUAAUAAUGUGAGCCGUGUGAACUUGUGAUUCUAAGUGAUAAUUAAUAACCUUUAUAUCGCGGGAAUGCUUAGUUCAAUUAUGACGAAUCAAAAUAUUUACAUUUUUUUAAUCGUUAAAUUUAUAAUCGUUAUUUAAAGGACGUAAGCAGUAAAAUUAAUUUAUCAUAUAAAUUUUAUUCUAAUAAAUUUCUUAUUUUAUUAAUUUUAUCGAAUCGUUGAAUUUAAUUUUCGAUAAAAUAUUUAAUUUUCGAUGUAUAGGAACGAAUUAUAUCGAUCAAUGUUCUGCGAGAUAAUAAAUAAAAUAUAUAUCCGAACCAGACUAUGGGAUAAUCAUCCUAAUCUAUCGGACGAAUCGAGUUUUGAGAUGUUACUCUCGAGUGCUUGGUUCGAAGUAAUCGCUGCAGUUCUUUUGACGAUAUUGAUCUUCGUUACUAGCCAUCGGCCAGCAUGGUGGUUUUGGACAGCUACAUCUCACGAAGCUACCGCACCAGCCGAGGGCAAGUUCAGAACGGUAUCCAACAUUCCAGGGCCGUUUUCUUUACCGAUUUUUGGAACCAGAUGGAUAUUCUCCUGCAUCGGUUACUAUAAAUUGAACAAGAUUCACGAUGCUUACAAAGAUUUGAACCAACGAUAUGGCGCGUUGUGUAAAGAAGAAGCAUUAUGGAAUUUUCCAAUGAUCUCUGUCUUCUCCCGUCAGGAUAUCGAGACUAUCAUCCGCCGUAACUCCAGGUAUCCGCUUCGCCCCCCGCAAGAGGUGAUAUCUCAUUAUCGGCGGACACGCCGGGAUCGUUACACGAAUCUCGGUUUAGUCAACGAACAAGGACAAACGUGGCACGAUCUUCGGAUAGCUCUUACGUCGGAAUUGACGGCUGCCAGUACCGUCCUUGGCUUUUUCCCGGCCCUGAAUAUCGUCGCAGAUUCGUUCAUCGAGUUGAUCCGGCGUCAAAGGGUCGGAUACAAAGUAACAGGUUUCGAAGAGCUUGCCUAUAAAAUGGGAUUGGAAAGUACAUGCACUUUGAUCCUGGGUCGACAUCUCGGUUUCUUGAAACCAGACUCGAGUAGCGAGCUUGCGACGAGAUUGGCGGAAGCUGUCAGGAUACAUUUCACCGCCUCGCGGGAUGCCUUUUACGGAUUGCCGCUUUGGAAAUUGUUACCAACCUGUGCGUACAAACAGCUGAUAGAGAGCGAGGACGCUAUAUACAAUAUCAUUUCGGAGAUCAUCGAAACCACUAUACUGGAGAAACAAGACGAUGCUAAAGACGAGUCGGUCGAGGCCAUUUUUCAAUCCAUUCUCAGACAAAAGAAUCUCGAUAUACGCGACAAGAAAGCAGCCAUUGUCGAUUUCAUAGCGGCUGGCAUACACACGCUUGGAAACACUUUGGUAUUCCUGUUCGAUUUGAUCGGCCGUAAUCCGGCCGUGCAAGGCAAACUAUACGAAGAGACACACGAGUUGGCACCGGCUGGUUGCGAUUUGACCAUCGACAAUUUACGGAGGGCCAAGUAUUUGCGCGCGUGCAUCACCGAAUCUCUACGAUUGAUCCCAACGACAACCUGCAUCGCACGCAUCUUGGACGAAUCCAUCGAACUUAGCGGUUAUCGUUUGACGGCGGGGGUAAGUAACAAUUAUGUAAUCUUUUCCUACGCCGUGCGUGAUCAUCAAUUAUUCUUCCUCCUCCCUUUUAUUGCGUAUUUUAUUCUGUACCUUUAUUCUGUACAGACCGUAGUCCUUUUACACACUUGGAUAGCAGGUUUGAACGAGGAGAACUUCAAAGACGCCAAGAAAUAUUUGCCCGAGAGGUGGACGACACCUACCAGCCCCCAUUCGCCGUUAUUAGUCGCACCUUUCGGCGCUGGAAGGAGAAUAUGUCCGGGCAAGCGAUUCGUCGAUCUCGCGUUGCAGCUUAUCUUGGCAAAGAUUAUACGGGAAUUCGAGAUCAUCGUGGAGGAAGAGCUCGAUUUGCAAUUUGAAUUUAUUCUCGCGCCAAAAGGCCCGGUCUCCCUUGGUUUCCGUGAUCGUUCUUGAAAUUAUUCUUGAAAUCUAUCGAAAUCCCGGAAGUUUUAGCUUUAUCUCGUUACCUAAUGUUAUUUUAUGUUAUUCGUAAAUAAUAAUAAUAAUUCACUCGUUGUAAGUAAAUUUUUUUCAAGACGAAUUAUUUAUCGUAUUGGAUAUGCUUAUUUUAUGCAUUGUACAGAAUUUACGAGGAUAGAUUAAUUAAUAAUUAAUAAUCUAAUUAAUAUUUAAUCGUACGUGCGUGUGAGCGCUUGAAAUCGUUUUACUUUGUUAUUUAAAUUUUUUUUUUUUUUUUUUUACAAUGUUUUUCCAUAUAACGUGCGUUGUACAAGAAUAAGACGAUAAUAUUUAGCAAAUAGAAUGAACGUUAGAAAAUGUGUAGAUAAUAUAUCGAAGAUCGAAUACGAUCGAGGCGCAAUUUUUUAUAUUUGUUUUGAUGAUACUCGAUGACCGAUGAAUCAUAUGGUUGAUUUGUUACUGGUAUAAAUUACUUUUUGAAUUAAAAA
Molecule: messenger RNA, 3453 nt
Organism: Apis laboriosa (Himalayan honeybee)
Lineage: Eukaryota; Metazoa; Arthropoda; Insecta; Hymenoptera; Apidae
Gene: shd
Product: ecdysone 20-monooxygenase
Exons: 10
Coding region: 1187-2959 (590 amino acids)
Molecular function (GO): iron ion binding; heme binding; oxidoreductase activity, acting on paired donors, with incorporation or reduction of molecular oxygen
Source: RefSeq, a predicted model, not a curated record